Messenger RNA from Trichobilharzia regenti, 614 nucleotides. The record is from the annotation of a GenBank genome assembly. Lineage: Eukaryota; Metazoa; Platyhelminthes; Trematoda; Strigeidida; Schistosomatidae.
CAUCUCUUUAGGUGUUCGCGUUUACGUCACACACAGAUGCCCAAUAGGUCAAUCCCCUUUUCAGAUUCCAUUCGAUGGCAUACAAGGUGCGUGAAUUCAUUCGGUAGUCUCCUCAAUGUAUAUCUCAAUAGGUUCCUGUAAAUUCGUUGGCCGAUGGGUUUCUCGGUUGUUUCGCUUUCAGAAUUCCCUGUUGUUAAUCUUUUAUGAUUAUCUGACCUUCAAUUUUGAGGCAACAGUAAAUGCUCGCGUCGAUAUAUGCUUCAAGUCUUUGGAACACAAACAAACACUUACUUGUUCUGUGCGCUUAUUGCAGCAGAUUUCCUCAAUGGUUUACAUUACUGAAUGUCUGUCUUCAACUUUAGAUCUCAUAUCUGAUUUUUCGUCAUCUGUUCCGUGUGAAACUGUGUUGCCUGACGAGGAAACUGAAAGAGGUGAUCUCCUUCAAACUGCGAUUGCUACUGUCGAUAGUGAUUGUUGAUGUUGUUCAGUAAGCACCCUUAUCAACUCUGUCUUCUUCACGUUUAUCUGAGGUCCUUACUUCACUGCUUCUCUCGACAAAUUGUUCUCAUUCACCCAAAGAUCUUCAGAUUUGUGUGACAUUAAACGUAAAUCGU